Molecule: messenger RNA, 1745 nt
Organism: Phragmites australis (common reed)
Lineage: Eukaryota; Viridiplantae; Streptophyta; Magnoliopsida; Poales; Poaceae
Exons: 9
Coding region: 69-1481 (470 amino acids)
Cellular component (GO): nucleus
Source: RefSeq, a predicted model, not a curated record
CCUCCGCUGCUGCGCAAAGCCAGAAACGGCAGCAGUGAAGCGACGGGACAGCGGCAGCCACCGCCCGCAUGGAGGUGGAAGCCGGCGCCGUGGCGCGCGAGAGGGAGGCGGAGAUCGAGAAGGCCAUGCGCGCCCGCGUCCGCGACUUCAAGAAGCAGGCCGACUCCUUGACCCUUGAAGGCGUUAGGAGAGCACUGGAAAAGGACCUGGGUUUGGAGAUAUAUUCACUCGAUGCCCAUAAAAAGUUUAUAAAGAAAUGCGUAGACAAGGUUUUUUCUGGUUCUGAUGAUGAGAACACAUAUAAGAAUGCAUCGGAGAAGGCUGAAGCUGGUCAUUUAUCCAAAGAAGGGUUAGAGGAUGUUGAACCGACUGACUCAAACAAAAUGUCCUCCAGUGCUGAUGAACAAAUCGUAAGAUCCAGUGAGACAGAAAAGGAUCCAGAGGGAGAAAAGGAUCAAGCUUGCAGUGGUGAUAUAAGUGAAGACAUGAUAAAAGAAGCCAUUGGCAAAAGGGCUUCUUAUUUUAGAAAGAACUCUGAAAUUCUUACUUUACAAGGAGUUCGUCGGACCUUAGAAGAAGAUCUCAAGCUUGAGAAGAAAGCUUUGGAUGCCUACAAGAACUUUAUUACCACAGAAUUAGACAAGGUUUUGCAAGAACCUGCAAAUGGGACAAAGAAACAUAGUGAAACUGGAUUUCGUAAGGAUGCAGACCAAAAAACAAGCAAAGGCUCUAAAAGAGUCCGCGGAGGCUCUGGCACCUCUAAAUUAAAUGAUAGUCUGAGUGAGAUGGAAGACAGUGACGAGGAUACAAGGCCAAAAAAGAGAAGGGCUGAGAAGGGUAAAGUUGUCAAAAGGCAGAAAAAAGUUGCAGAUGCGAAGAAACUAUCAACUCCAAAGGCUAAAAAGGUAGCAAAACGAGAUCGAGACAGAAGUACACAAGAACAGGGUGGAAUUUCAGCAGAAGAGGAUAAUUCCCAUUCAUCCGCUGAGGAAGAGAACAAGAGAAAACGACAAUCAGCACCAGCUUAUGGGAAGCAGGUAGAACAUCUGAAGUCGAUAGUCAAAUCUUGUGGAAUGAGUAUCCCACCUACUGUGUACCGGAGAGCAAAGCAGGCUCCUGAGAACAAGCGUGAAGCCUGUUUGAUAAAGGAGUUAGAGGAUAUACUUGAAAAGGAAGGAUUAUCGAAAAAUCCUUCUGAAAAAGAAAUUAAAGCAGUGAAGAAGAGAAAGGAAAGAGCAAAGGAACUUGAGGGCAUAGACAUGAGUAAUAUUAUCACGAGUUCUCGCCGGAAAGCCACAUCGAGUUUCAUACCCCUGCCAACACCUAAAAUAGAAGCUGAUAGUGACGAAGAUGACGAUGAAGAUGGUGCAGAAGACGAUGGUGAAGAUGAUGAGGAAAAUGUAGAGGCUGGAGGCAAAGGUGACAAUGACAAUGCAGAAGCUGAAGGAUCUGCUGACGAUGCCGAAAAGGAGAGCGAUUGAUUCGCGUGCCCCAGAUAAGGUGGAAUCAAUUCUGACCAUAUAGGUUCAGCUUCAUGUUGACUCUGUAAAUUCGAUGUGUCUGUGGAUGUAGUCAGUUGUUCAGAGGUUUUAUCUUGUGACGUUUAUUUGUGUGUGAGAGAUGAUAGAGCUUUUAUUUAUUCGGGAAAAAACAUCUGUUAGCUUCAGUGUUGGUGAAACAUUAGGGAAUAUGAUUCUGUAGUCAUGUAUAAUAUCAAAUUUGUCAGCUUAGCAUCUUGUUGAUGA